AUGGAUCCAGAUCCUCGCACAGAAGAUGUCAAAGAGCACUUCACCCUCCGGAAACUCCAGGAGAGGGUGUGGCGCCUCGAAUCAGAGAACAAGGAGCUGAAGGUGAACAACUCCAUCUUGCAGACGCAGUACACCUCGCAGUGCGAGACGCAAGCUGACAUCCUCAGGACACUCCACUCCAACCUGGAGGACAACUAUGCGACUAUAGAGCGGCACGAGCGAAGAAUUCUGGAGUUGGAGCAGAUGCUUGACGACCAGAAGCAGCAGGCGAAGGACGACCUAGAAAGAGAAAUGGCCCAGAAAGACAACAAAAUUGCGGAGCUGAAGACGCAAAAGGAAGAGCUAGAAGACAAGCUCCGGGAGGUGCGCGAGUUCCAGAGGGACAAGGAGAACAUGGAGAAGGAGCUCGCCUCACUGAAGCAGCAGCUCGAGGAGAAGAAGGAGGAGUUCGCCCGGAAAAUGAGCGACUUCGACCGGAAGAAGGCCAUGGACAUGGACAACCUGCGAAAGGACAUGGUCAAGCGAGUGGAGGAUGCCAAUGAGAUGCUGAAGGCAAAAACCAAGGAUCAGUUGGACUCCACCACCAAACGAACCAUCAUGGAGAACGAGCAGAUGUUUACAGAGCUCCACUUCCAGAGCAAGGAGACAGAAAAGCUGAUGGACAGGAACCAGUCUCUCCUCGAAGAGAACGCACAGCUGCGACGGAACCUUCUCAUCCACAAGGACUUGGAGAAUGAGCUGGCUCGACGGACCCAUCUAUACCAGCGACUACUCAAGAAGAUGGAUCAGAAGUUGAAGUCAGAGGCCGCGCAGCAAGAGCAGUCUCGCGAGUUCAAUCCAUUGAAGUCGACAGAGUCUGCAAUGCCGGAGCAGGAAAGCUUCUCGCUGGGUGGCUCCCGGGAGGUGUCUGGAGGCCAUCCGCACAGCACCAGCCUCUCCAUGGAGGAGAUAAGCCGCUUGCAGAGGCAGGUGGAGGAUCACCAGAGCACGCUGCAGAUGGUGCGGCAUGAGUUUGCACAAUAUCGGCGCGACCAUGCGACCCUGGCCCAGCUUCAGGACCAGAGCACGCGCCUGAUCAUUUCCGCUCUCUACGAGCUGAAGCAGCAGAAGGAUCAAGCUCCCUUCCCUCCCACGUCGUACGACCCUGAUGCUGAGUGGCAGUUCAGCAACAUGACGCCCAAGCAGAAAGAGUACUUUUUCCGUGUUCUGCUGGAGAAGCUCAACAGCAGCAUGUGCGCGAUGUGCUUUCCUGUGGGCCCUCAGGCGGCCUCCACAGCAAGCCUGCCGGCCAUCGGGAAGACGGAGCAAGGGGGCAAGGAGGGAAUGCGCUUCUCCCAGUUCCUGUGGUCGGUGGCCACUGAUGGCGGGCCCUCCCAAGGCCUUCGGCAAGAGAUGUGCACGAAAGCCUGCCAGACGGAGACCAGCACGGCAGAUCCAUGUUUGAAGGAGGGGAUCUGGAACCCGAAGGGCAAAACCGCGAACCUCAACUCGGCGGGCAUGCUCACUGCUGGCAUGGUGGCUGGCAAUGUGAGGAACUGGGGCCCAAAGGCGGUGUCCCACCGGACCCGCGGCUUCUGA
Molecule: messenger RNA, 1578 nt
Organism: Symbiodinium natans
Lineage: Eukaryota; Dinophyceae; Suessiales; Symbiodiniaceae
Source: the annotation of a GenBank genome assembly